GUUCAAACAACAUUUUUUUAAACCUCUCAAGUCCAUUACAAUGCAAACCUCUUCCCUUCAUUCUCUCUCACUUCCCCCACGUCCAUUUUCCGUCCAUUUUCCUCACAGAAUAGUGGGACUUGGCCAAAGAAAAAGGGCUUUCAACUCUGUAACAGCACUUCAAAGAGACGAAUACAGUAAAGAUCAUAACUAUGGCAGGCUUGUUGAUUCAAGCAUGAUUGUUCUCAGACAGAGAAUUCAUGAAAUGAAGAUGUUGGAGAAGAACUAUGCGUCGCCGCCAUUGUGUGGGUGGAUGGAGUGGGAGAAGCGGUAUUACAGAGAUUAUCAUGAAGAUGUGUUUGGAGCAAUAAGGUUUUUACAGUCAUUAUUGAUGGAGACCAGGCCUAGCUUGGCUUUGGCAAUGGUGACUCUUGUUUUGUUAAGCAUGUUUAGUUCUAUUGCUGCUGUUGGGUUUUAUGUAAUUGACAUUGGUUUGGGGAUUUUAGCCGGGAUUCAUCUUACAUCU
Messenger RNA from Ilex paraguariensis (yerba mate), 505 nucleotides. NCBI's taxonomy places the organism in Eukaryota, Viridiplantae, Streptophyta, Magnoliopsida, Aquifoliales, Aquifoliaceae. The record is from the annotation of a GenBank genome assembly.